Corythoichthys intestinalis (scribbled pipefish) is the source of this 2204-nucleotide messenger RNA. It is a transcript of the gene nkd2b, whose product is annotated as NKD inhibitor of WNT signaling pathway 2b. The record is from RefSeq and is a predicted model, not a curated record. Bases 295 to 1638 code for a protein of 447 amino acids. The transcript is spliced from 10 exons. Lineage: Eukaryota; Metazoa; Chordata; Actinopteri; Syngnathiformes; Syngnathidae. Gene Ontology annotation, biological process: negative regulation of Wnt signaling pathway. Gene Ontology annotation, cellular component: cytoplasm. Gene Ontology annotation, molecular function: calcium ion binding.
UUGACACAAGUGGAGCGUGUCGGUGGGUUUUCUUCCCAUCCGCUCACCACUUCCAGUCGAACGGAGGUGAAGCGACAGAAGGGGCGCGCUACUAAAAGGUUUUCCACCAUCACUUUGGACGACUUGGCCGUGUUAUUUCUAGUACACUCGGUACUUCCUCCAUGAACGAGACGAAUUAUUGUCGGACUUCGGAUGAAGUUGGAGUUUGGCCGCAGCACAAUGUGACCAUGCUGAGUUGAGGCUCUUCGGAUUACGCGGUACCGCUUUAUUGAUCAAGAGACGCGGGAACCAAGCAUGGGCAAACUACAAUCUAAGCACGCCUGCAAGCGCAGAGAGAAUCCAGAAGGGGACAGUUUUGUUGUGAACGCUUUCUUGCGGAGGGGAUUGGACGAAUCUGAACGCUAUGGAGGAAUGGAUCACAAAUUGAAGAGCAUGCAGGAGUUCCAUAAUGGGCAUGUGAAACCAGGUCACCUCGUAGAUCAGCACUGCCCCCUUGAGGUGGCUCUCCCUCCUGAGAAGACGGAGGGCUGCGAAAACUACCUACAGUACCUUCAUGCGGACGAUGCCGAGCGAGACAUGAAAGCGAGUGGAAAGAAACGCAUCAGUCUUGAUGACUUGGAAUGUGAUGUUUCGGUAGAAGAUGACAACCGCCAGGAGUGGAUAUUCACACUUUACGACUUUGACAACAGUGGCAAAGUGACAAAGGAGGAUAUGUCCAGCCUAAUGCACACCAUCUAUGACGUAGUGGAUGCCUCCGUCAAUCACUCCUGCCAUAAUAAAAGCAAGACUCUACGUGUGAAGCUGACCGUCACUCCGGAGCCGAGAUGCCACAAAAGAGAAACAGGAACAGAUCGCCUCAACCAAGAGGAGGGUCGUUCAUCUGACAAGCGCAUGUCUGCCUACAUCAGCAGGGGGCAAAGCAAUGAAGCCCCAACCACUGAAGGCCAGCAUUACUGUGUGGAUGAGAACACCGAGAGGAGGAAUCACUACCUGGAUUUGGCUGGCAUAGAGAACUACACUUCCAGGUUUGAAGGAACAGGCCCUCCCCAGGAGAGUCAGGGUCGAAGCUCCCAGAGCCAGAGUCGCUCCCGCUCCCACGAGCCAGAAGCCCCGAUCACCCACCAGCGGCGCUCGCAGGUCAUCGGCGACGGUUACAACCCCACAGAGUUUCGAGGGAAAGGAGCACAGUUUGUGAAAUCCCCCAAGGGAACCAACAAAGGAGGGAAUAGCAGCGGCGGUGUGGGUAAAUCCACUAAAUGUCACGGCUACCACCCUCCCCUGCAAACCGUGUUGCACGGUGGCACUGCGGCCGCCCACGGGGGUCAGGAUGUAUACCACUUAUCGCACCAGGUUCAAGCGUCCGGCCACCAUCAGCACCCUCUACAGUACAGUCACAGCAAACGCGUCAGGGCCAAAGCCCGGGAGGCGCUUUCCCCAACCAAAACGCCCAUUUCCCCGCAGCCUCAUCCUCAGGGUCCGUCCACUUUGCCCUCUGUGCUACCGGGCCUGGAGAGAGAGCAGGUGGCCGGCCACCCGGGCAGCCCGGGCUUUGUGGUUCCUGUGGUCCAACGCCACGAGCACCAUCAUCACCAUGAACACCAUCACCACCACCACUACCAUCAUUACCACCAGACAUGACCGCCUGCGCUUACGUCCAGUGGACAGGACCAAGCACCACUCCCAGUCGAGGAUCAUUGUACUCUCCUCAUUCAAGCUAUACAGAUAUAUCCUGACAUGUAUGGAGGAGUUGCCCAGAAAGGUUUUCUGAAGUAAUUGUGUCACUACAAAUGCUGUUUGGCACAGUUCAUAUAUAUAAGUUUUUUAAAUAAAAAUUACUUUGGGACUGCUGAACCUGUUUUCAGUCACGGGAGCACACAGACACACCAGAAAGAUAAAAUGCAGGAGAACUUUGACACCUACUUCCCCCUCCUGAUGCUGUUGACGGUCGCCGUCCUUUGAAGCUAUAAGUCACGUUCUGUAGGAGACCUCUCCUAAAAACCAUGGAUCUCAGGUGUAAAGGUGCUGCUUAUUCACAGAGGCCUCUUCGUCUGUGGACUAAAGGGGAUUGGAGAAAUACUGGGGGGAAUGGGGCUAUAAAAAUCACCACUGCCAGUUUUUAUGCAAAAAAAAUAUCUUGCUAUAUGUACUGUAUAAAAAAUAUCUAUAAAUAUAAACACAUUUUACUGUAUAAUUCUAAUACUGUA